Coregonus clupeaformis (lake whitefish) is the source of this 2270-nucleotide messenger RNA. Its product is annotated as threonine--tRNA ligase 1, cytoplasmic. The record is from RefSeq and is a predicted model, not a curated record. The coding region runs from base 115 to 2196 and encodes 693 amino acids. Gene Ontology annotation, cellular component: cytoplasm. Lineage: Eukaryota; Metazoa; Chordata; Actinopteri; Salmoniformes; Salmonidae. Gene Ontology annotation, molecular function: threonine-tRNA ligase activity; ATP binding. The transcript has 18 exons. Gene Ontology annotation, biological process: threonyl-tRNA aminoacylation.
UUUCUUCCCCAUCAACUUCAUUCUUCCGGUGUUAUGGCCGCUUGCAGCGUAAGAGACAACGAGUGUGAAAUGUUAUGAUUAUGGAAAUUUGUCGGUGAAACCGGUGAAUUAAGGAUGCUCGUGACUGUGCUGUUACGGUUUCCCGUCUGUCGGCCGUCAGUUCGGGCAGUGCUUCGCUCUCAGAGGCGUUAUAGCAAGAUACAGGCGUCCCCUGCUCUGUCUGAGCGUGUGCGGGUAUUUGAGUCUCUCAGAGAGAGACGGGGCCAGCCGAGGACAAGCGGCGCCACAGAACAGGCCCUCAGCGUCCGAUUGGCUGAUGGCAGGACGGUGAAGGGCACCACAGGAGUGACCACACCCUCACUCAUCGCCCAGAACGCACGUGUGAAAGGUGCUCUAGUGAGCAGGGUGAAUGGAGAGCUGUGGGAGCUGCUUCGCCCCCUGGAGGCUGACUGUGAACUACAGCUGCUGGGCUUCGACACCACAGAGGGCAAACAGGCGGUGUGGAGGACAGGAGCGUGUGUAGUGGGGGGGGUGUUAGAGGGGGUGUUUGGGGCAGAGGUGUGCAGAGAGGGCGUGUCAGAGUCUGGCCUCUACUGUGACCACCUCCUGGAGAACAGUGCCCUGUCCCUAGCUGAGCUGGAGGAGAGAUGCAAGGAGGCCGCUGGCCAGAAGCUUCCUCUCUCCAGACUGGAGCUGAACACACAGGAAGUUACAGAGCUCUUCCAGGACAGAGCUCUGAGACUCCAGUUGAUUGAAGAACAGAUGAGUGGUCCUACUGUCACAGUGUACAGGUGUGGCGACAGCAUAGGAGUCUGCAAUGGUCCUCUCCUCCCUCACACUGGUCUCCUCAAGGUCUUCAAGAUGCUGCAGGUGUCUCCCGUAACGUUGACCAAUCCUGUUGGCUCGUCAGGUGUGAUGCGUGUGAUGGGUGUGGCCUUCCCAGGAGAGAGGGAGAGGGAGGAGUGGGAGAGGGAACAGGAGGAGGCACGGAAGAGAGACCACAGACGCAUCGGCAAGGACCAGGAGCUGUUCUUCUUUAAUGACGUCAGUCCUGGAAGCUGCUUCUUCCUGCCUAAAGGAGCUCACAUCUACAACACACUCACUGACUUUAUCAAGACUGAGUACAGGAGGCGUGGCUUCAAUGAGGUCGUGACCCCUACUCUAUACAGCACUGCAUUGUGGGAGCGUUCGGGUCACUGGGAACACUACAGUGAAAACAUGUUCACUGUGACCGGUGACACACAGACCUACGCACUCAAACCCAUGAACUGCCCUGCACACUGUCUGAUGUUUGAGCAGCGUGUAAGGUCAUGGAGGGAGCUCCCGUUGCGUUGGGCCGAUUUCGGGGCUCUGCAUCGGAACGAACUGUCCGGCGCUCUGGGUGGUCUCACCCGGGUCCGCAGGUUCUGCCAGGACGACGCACACAUCUUCUGCACUCCUGAACAGUUGGAGGAGGAGAUCGUAGCGUGUUUGGAGUUUGUGAGGAGUGUUUAUCGAGUGUUUGGAUUCUCCUUCCACUGUCUCCUCUCCACCCGACCUACACCCUGCCUGGGGGAGCCUGCACUGUGGGACCACGCUGAGCAGCAGUUGGAGAGGAGUCUGCAGCAGUUUGGAGAGCGCUGGCAGCUCAACCCAGGAGAUGGAGCGUUCUACGGGCCAAAGAUUGACAUCCAGAUCAAGGACGCCAUUGGUCGACAGCACCAGUGUGCCACCAUCCAAUUGGACUUCCAGCUGCCAAUCAGAUUUGACCUUCAGUAUGUGGGGGGGGAUGGAGAGACCCACAGACCAGUGAUGGUCCACAGAGCUGUUCUGGGAUCACUGGAACGCAUGAUCGCUAUAUUGGCCGAGAAUUUUGGGGGGAAAUGGCCUCUGUGGUUGUCUCCAGCGCAGGUCAUGAUUAUUCCUGUAGGGGGAGGUAGUGAGUCGUAUGCGCAACAGGUGGUCAGACAGUUCCGCGAGGCCGGCUUCAUGGCUGACGUGGAUGAUGACCCAGGUGCCACCUUAAAUAAGAAGAUCCGCUCUGCACAGCUGGCCCAAUACAACUACAUAUUUGUGGUAGGAGAGAAGGAGUGUGUGAGUGGGACAGUAAGUGUGAGGACCAGAGGGGGGAAGCAGCUAGGGAGGAGACCGACAGAAGAGGUCCUGGCAUCACUCACACACCUACGAGACACACGGAGCAACCUGUAUGACUUCUAACACACACACACACACCUGUUGUGGAUGAAGAAUUGCUCACUGUACUUUUGUAAUAAAAUAUAAUAUCUUAAUUU